AUGAUUUUCUACUGCUGGAAUUGUAUAAUUUUUAUUGAGCUUCAAGAAAGCUCAAUUUGUCCGCAAUGUAACGCUGAUCAUUCCUCUCCAGACACACUAAUUGCAAUUAUUGAAGGCAAUUAUCAAGCCCCAAAUGAAAAUCAACAAGUUAAUGAGACAGAAAUCGUUUACGCUGAUCAAGCAACUGCAAUUGUUGAAGGCAAUUAUCAGGCUCCAGCUGAAAAUCAACAAGAAAUUGAGAGAGAGAUCAUUUACGAAUUUGAGGAAAAUCCCACUCUGAAAGGACCUAUCGAAUUCAUGAAAACAGAGGGUGAAAUCGACACAUGCUAUAUUUGCAUUGAAGAAAUCGAGUGUAUGUAA
This is a messenger RNA of Oikopleura dioica, 360 nucleotides long. NCBI's taxonomy places the organism in Eukaryota, Metazoa, Chordata, Appendicularia, Copelata, Oikopleuridae. The record is from the annotation of a GenBank genome assembly.